CAAGAUGAAUAGAGAGGAACAAUGCUACAGUUGAGAAAGCAAAACAAGAGAAAAUUUAUCAAAAUCAAAUCGAAUAAUCGUUUUUUGAUGUGCCAAUUCAAUAAUUGGUUCUAAACAACGAACAAGCUUAUGAUAAGGGCAAUUUAUCACAAAAAAAGAAGCAAUCGCGAAGCGGCACUUGACAGAACGUGACUUGUGGCACGGUGACAACACGAACGAAAACAAACUCCUGCAGAGCAACAUCUCCUAAAACCGGCCGGCAUCCAUCACGCAGAAGAACUAAAAAUGACCGAUUCCGUUGUUUCCAACCGACACAAGGACUGUUUACCCUGUCGCCUAGUUAGCGGAUUCGGUGUAAUCGGCAUGGGCGUCUACAUAGCAGUGCAGGCACAGAAAAGAACGAAACCGCUUGGCCGCUUCACCAUGCUGGGCAUUGCCGCCGUCGCCGGCAGCAUAGGCAUUGCACGCCUAGCCGAUGUGUACCCCUUUGGCGAAAGAGUGCAGAAAUAGGUUUUUCAGUUUAAGUUGAGUUGAGUUUAGUAUUAAAAUAAAAGAUCCUCCUUUCACCCCGAGCUCCGUUGUGUCACAAUAAAAAAAAUUUAA
Anopheles merus is the source of this 603-nucleotide messenger RNA. RefSeq lists its product as uncharacterized. Lineage: Eukaryota; Metazoa; Arthropoda; Insecta; Diptera; Culicidae. The record is from RefSeq and is a predicted model, not a curated record. Bases 286 to 510 code for a protein of 74 amino acids. The transcript is spliced from 2 exons.